AAUUUAUCAUUACCUGGCAGAUUAGAAAUGAAAAGGCAAAGAGGUACCUUAGUAGCAUGCGUAAAAAGCCACCAUUUCCUUUCUCACAGAAGUUCCCUAAUGUGGAUCCCGAGGCUCUUCGCCUACUUGAGCUCUUACUUGCAUUUGAUCCAAAAGAUCAUCCCACAGCUGAAGAAGCAUUAGUUGAUCCAUACUUUUAUGGUUUAGCAAAUGUGGAUCGUGAACCAUCCACUCAACCUAUUUCGAAAUUAGAAUUUGAGUUUGAGAGAAGGAAAUUGGCAAAAGAUGACGUUAGAGAGCUGAUUUAUAGAGAGAAGCAUUAUGGUAAAGGUGAAGGAAGUACUCCACUUCUAAGACUUCAUGUUUUUUUGCUUAGAGAGCGCGUUCUUUCUCCCAAUGAUGAGAAUGAUCAAGUUGAUGGUGAGAAUAACGUUGCUUCAAUGACACAAUAUAGUUCAGAAAGCGCUAGUUCUUCAAUGACACAAUAUGGUUCUGAAAUACAAGUUGCAAAAGCACUGGAAGCUUAG
Messenger RNA from Hibiscus syriacus, 527 nucleotides. RefSeq names its product mitogen-activated protein kinase 9-like. The record is from RefSeq and is a predicted model, not a curated record. NCBI's taxonomy places the organism in Eukaryota, Viridiplantae, Streptophyta, Magnoliopsida, Malvales, Malvaceae. The transcript has 4 exons. Bases 57 to 527 code for a protein of 156 amino acids.